This is a messenger RNA of Leptonychotes weddellii (Weddell seal), 2195 nucleotides long. It is a transcript of the gene TMEM119, whose product is annotated as transmembrane protein 119. Gene Ontology annotation, biological process: positive regulation of bone mineralization; positive regulation of osteoblast differentiation; ossification. Lineage: Eukaryota; Metazoa; Chordata; Mammalia; Carnivora; Phocidae. The record is from RefSeq and is a predicted model, not a curated record. Gene Ontology annotation, cellular component: plasma membrane.
GGCGCCGGCCGGAGCAGCGGCAACUGGCACUCCCCGUCGCUUCACCUGGCGGGAGCACCCAGGCCCUGCGUGCGGCCAGACGGACGGACUGGUCUGGGACAAGAUGGUGUCCGUGGUGGUGCCGAGGCUGGUGGUCUCUCUGCUGCUGCUCCUCAGGGUCCUGCCCGCGGUGGCCUACUCCGUGCCCCUGCACGCUGCCUUCCUGGAGGACACAGGGGGCAGCGGGGAGGCCGAGGGCUCAUCGGCCUCCUCCCCAAGCCUCCCGCCGCCCCGGACCCCGGCCCUCAGUCCCACGUCGGUGGGGCCCCAGCCCACGCCCCUGGCAGGCCCCAAGCCCCCCACCAACUUCCUGGACGGGAUCGUGGACUUCUUCCGCCAGUACGUGAUGCUCAUUGCCGUGGUGGGCUCCCUGGUGUUCCUGCUGAUGUUCAUCGUCUGCGCCGCGCUCAUCACCCGCCAGAAGCACAAGGCCUCGGCCUACUACCCCUCGUCUUUCCCCAAGAAGAAGUACGUGGACCAGAGUGACCGGGCCGGGGGGCCCCGGACCUUCAGCGAGGUCCCCGACCGGGCUCCCGACGGCCGGCCCGAGGAGGCCCUGGAUUCCUCCCAGCAGCUCCAGGCUGACAUCCUCGCUGCCACCCAGAACCUCAAGUCCCCCGCCAGAGCCGCCCCGGGCAGUGGAGAUGGAGCCAGGAUGGAGGGCAAGUCAGAGGGAGAGGAGAGCGGCGGCCGGGAGGCGGACCAGGAGGCCCAGGGAUGUGGGAGCCCAGCGGAGAAAUCAGGGGUGCUGGAGGAGCCGGGCACAGUGGUGGCAGAGGGGGCCCUGGAGGCCGGCCAAGGCCAAGGUGAGCCGGAAGCGGCUCCUUUGUUAGCCCAGGAAGCCAGGGGAGCCGCUGGUCCCCCCGAGAGCCCCUGUGCUUGCAAUGUCGUCCCCAAGGUCUAACAGGCCUCUGGGGCUGCUGGCCCCGACUGUCGGACUCCUCGUGGUCACCUCCAUGGGUGUGGAAAGGCCCUUGACCCUUACUGCUCCCCGACACCCCCUCCUUGGCCACCCCCUGCUGCAGGCAGAGAUGCUGGUCUCCAGCGUACCCCAGGAAUCUCCCCGGAUCCCAGGACCAUUUGCCCCUGCGGUCCCAAACACAACGUCUCUGGGGAGGGGGGAUGGGAAGGAUCCCCACUAUAUUCAUGAUACCAUAUCCCACGAAAUCAGCCCCGUCACUUGGGCAGACAUGCCACGGUCCCCCGGGAUGGUACCAACAUUGCCGCUUUUCCAUGGAAGUAGGGAAGACAAGUCAGAGUAACUAGGAGUUUGGGAUGAGGGUGACUGGGACCUGCCGAGGCCCCCCCAGGCCCCCCCCACCCGGGCGGGAGCAGUUAAAGCUACUGCAGAAGUGGGUCUGGGGAGUCAGGAAGCUUCCGAGAGGCCCGUGCACACAUCAUGACAGGUCCCUACGUCAGCAUGUCCAAGGCUGGGUUCCCCGAGCUACUCUGUGGAAAAAGGAUUUGGGGGGCCAGUGAGUUGAGGAGACACUGCCUCUCCACUCCCUGCAACCCCCUCCACCUUAGAGCACCCCAGGGCUCUGCAAAUACUCUAGUAGAAGCCCCUGUGGAAUCUGGUUUUGCUUGUUUUUUUUUUUUACAGCUACAGAAUAAAAUCUUUGCAGAGCACACUCUGGAAAUUACUGCCCCAAAUGUUCCUGAAGGUGCCCCCCAGUUUGUGGUUGCUCUGGGGUUAGGGCUGUGGGGUCCGGGGGCUCAGGGCCGCUCAAGUUCUGCCAAGCAUCUCUGCCUGGGGAUGAAUUUCUCAUCCCGUUACUGCCAUGGGCAUGGGGUGAAUGAAUCGAACCUUUCUUGUCAGGCCCCCAAAGCUGCCCAGAAGCUGGGGGGGCAGUGUGUGAAGGGGGUCCCACUCUGGGGGGAUUCUGAAAGGGUAGGGGAAGGUUUCUAACACCCAGCCUGGAGCAGGGGGGCCCUAGCCCCCGACCCUUUGCUUACAUGCGUGUCUGGUAGCCUGAGCUCACAGAAUUCUUUAGCCUUCGACAAGGGAGCCUGAGCUCCGUCCUGAUUUGGGGAGGCUCUGGGUGGGGGGCGGUCCUCUUCCUCAUCCCUCUGUCUGGGCUUCCCCCAACCUCUGCACAAUUUUUUAGGUGCUGAGAUAUAGCAAACCAGCACAAUAAACCUUUAUUCUGGCCUGA